UUGGAACCGGCCCGCGACUCUGGGCGACCUGUUUCCUGCGUCACCGAGAUGGGGAUUCACCGAAGGGCAGGCGCAUGCGCAUCCAGCGCCGGCUCUUCUCAGCCUGCAGAGGGCCACGAAUGGUUACUUCAGGAGAGGGGGCAGCGGCUCCAGACAGUGCCCCCUCAAGAGCCAGGAGGAGCAAUUGCAGCUUUCAACCUUCCCAAGCUCCAGGAGGUGCCUUUGGGGUCAGAGGCACCCAGUGCUGAGCCCCGCUUGCCAGGUGCAUGUCCCCCUGCCCCGCUUGGCUCCUCUCCCUGGCAGGCGACUGAGGAGGCGGCUCCAUCUCUCUCUCUCUCUGCGCCCCCGGGGCCCAGCUCCCCCGGGUGGCCAGGGGCCGAGGCUGGGCACAGCUGCAGGAUGAAGGCAAGCCGGAAGGAGUUGGAAGAGCAGCAGCGGGAACGCCUGGCUCAGGAGGCAAAAGCUGAGAAACAGAACAAGCAGAAGGAGCGCGAGCUGGUGCUGCAGAGAAUCGCUGAUGACCGGAGAAGCUUCCAGGCAAAGACCCAGUGGGCCCAGAUGCCGGACCCCCCGGCUGCCCAGUGCCACAGGCUGGAGGGCAGAGCUCAGCUGGCGAGUGACGGGCAGUGCCUGCUGAUGAUCCGCUUGCCCUCGGGCCAGUGCCUGCGGGAGCGUUUCCGAGCUGACUGCCCUCUGCAGCACGUCACGCAGCGCCUCUCGACUCUGCACCCUGACCUGCCGCCGUUCACGCUCCUUCAGGGCUUUCCCAAGCGCCGCUUCGGCCCGGCCGAGCUGCCCUGCAGUCUGCAGGCUCUGGGCCUGACCCCCAGCGCCACCCUGUGCGUCCUGGCCACCGAGCCACUCCCGUCAGGCGCCUGUGCCCUGGCAGCCCCUCAGGCCAGAGAUGGACCCCUGCAGCCCCCUGGGCCUCAGGCGUUGCCCGUGGAGGAGCACACCUGGGGCAGGGGUGAGAUCCUGAGCCUCGUGCCGGAAGAGGCCAUGGCCGAAGGGAUGUUCCCAGAGGCCAAGGAGCUUCGGCUGGCGCUGAGCUCCCCUGCGCGCAGGGUGGUGCUAGGGAAACCCGGCGUCCAUGGCCUUUGGGAGUCGACCUCCCCAUCGCACCAUCACUGGGGCCAAGGACAACGGCUGACACUAGGAAAUCCAGAGCAAGAGCCUGAAGCACCCACUGUGUGCAGCCUGCUGGAUGAGGAGCUGUCCCCCCGAGGCUCAGGGCCGGCUCCUUUGCUGCCAUCUCCAAGCCGGGGCCCGAUGGAGCCACAGCACCAGUGGCCGGCAGAGGGCAACAGGCUCAGGGCUGCAGAUGAUGGGCGUGGUGUGGGCCCCUCGGACCUGCCGGGCGCCGUGGCCCAGGCAGCGGAGCAGCGUUUCCACAAUGCCUUGCGGGGCCAAGAGGAGCCAGCCCCACCCCCAGGGCACAAGAACCCCCCCCGCCUCUCUCACGUGCCUUCGCUCUUCCAAAUGGCCCUGCAGGCGGCCAUGACCCUCCUGACAGCACCCCGAAAGCAGUACUGCAGCAGCCUGGCCUCCCUGCCGCCCCCGCUGGCUGAGCGCAUCCUGGCCUACAUGAUCCACCACCGGCUGCUGCGCCCCAAGACCCUGGAGCUCUUCUUUGGCUGCCAUAUACAGACCCUGGUUCUCAACUGUUACGCCUACGCCACCAAUGAGCUGCUGCGGCAGCUGCGGGCCUUCCAGAGCCUCCGGCACCUCAGCCUGGUGUCCUGCUCCCUGCUCACCGACCAGGGGCUGUCCGUGGUGAGACACCUGCAGAGACUUCAGCACCUCAACCUCUCAGCCUGUGUCAAGCUCACCGACGCCUGCCUGCACUUUAUUAAAGGGCUCCCACACCUCUCGCACCUGGCUCUGGACCAGACGAAAAUCAGCGAUUGCGGCAUGGUGGAUUACCUGCACUCGGCUCCCUCCGCGCUCAGCCACCUGAGCCUCAACAGGACAGUGAUCACAGAGCGCACACUGCGCCUGCUGCCCCAGUACGCGCCCAGCCUGGUGCUGCUCAGCCUCAAGCAGACCGAGAUCUCGGAUUUCUCUGCCCUGCAGCAGCUGAGCCACCUGCACACGCUGCACCUGGACGACACCCGCGUGAGCCAAGCCUCCCUGGCGGCCCUGGCCUCCCACCCUGCCCUCUCCACGCUCACCCUGUCUGGAGUGCAGUCUGUGGAUGGCGACCGGGCGCUACAGCUGGUCUCAGGCCUGCCACUGGCCCAGCUGAGCCUGCCGAGCCGGCACACAGUCACUGACUCUGGCCUGCAGUUCCUGUGCCACCUGGAGGGGCUGCUGGAGCUAGACCUGACCGAUUUCACCCACAUCACUGACGAGGGGCUGCGCCAUCUGCCCCAGCUGCACAGGCUGCGGCGGCUCUCCCUCUGCAACACUCCAGUGAGUGACUCCGGGCUGCAGCACCUGCAGGGCCUGCAGCACCUGGAGGAGCUGUGCCUGGACCGCACCGCUGUCUCCAGCGCAGGAGUGGCCUGCUGCAUCACCCAGCUGCCCCUCCUGCAGGUGCUGGGCCUGGCGAGCACGCCCGUGGGAGACAGCGUGGUGAGGCUGGGUAUCAGCCGCUGCAAACAGCUUCACAAGGUGAACCUGAGCCGGACACGUGUCACCGACCGAGGGCUGCGUUACCUCCGCCAAGUGCCCAUCGCUCAGGUGAACCUGGAUGGCUCCGGGGUGACGGCAGCGGGUGUGGCCAGCCUCCUGGCUGCCUGCCCCAGCAUCGUCAGCAUCCGGGCCAGCCACCUGCAGGCGUCGUCCCCCGAGCAGCUGUCGGACGAGGAGCUCCCUAGUUAGCCCUGGCGGCUCCUCCCCAUCGCAGCCCCCAGGGCCGGCCUCCCUGCUCUGCGGGGCUCAGCAUCCCAGCCUGGCGGGGCGGUGGAGACAGGCUCCUCCCACAGCCCCCUGGGCGCGCAAUGUCCUGCCGCAGGCGGGGGGGCCAGUUUGGGGGUGCUGAAUAAAGCAGGAUCCUCUGGCUGAAUUCUCCUGUGCCUG
Messenger RNA from Chelonoidis abingdonii (Abingdon island giant tortoise), 3021 nucleotides. NCBI's taxonomy places the organism in Eukaryota, Metazoa, Chordata, Testudines, Testudinidae. The record is from RefSeq and is a predicted model, not a curated record.